Xylaria bambusicola is the source of this 1785-nucleotide messenger RNA. RefSeq lists its product as uncharacterized. Gene Ontology annotation, biological process: secondary metabolite biosynthetic process. The transcript is spliced from 2 exons. Gene Ontology annotation, molecular function: FAD binding. NCBI's taxonomy places the organism in Eukaryota, Fungi, Ascomycota, Sordariomycetes, Xylariales, Xylariaceae. The coding region runs from base 227 to 1486 and encodes 419 amino acids. The record is from RefSeq and is a predicted model, not a curated record.
GCCGGACCAUUCGGGUGUGCAACGGAAGUGGACUAGGCACUGCGGGUUACCAACAGCAGGCUGAUUGCCGAAGAAAAUGCUCCCAAGUAACCAGACGUGAAUUCCGCCAAAAUGUAUCGUCUCCUUCAUUGGUACCCAGAGCAUUACUAGUGUUGAUAUUGCAUGAGAGUUGGUGCAGAAACUCCCAACUUAACCCCGAGGAUUGCGGACGACUCAAGAAAACGUCAUGAAUCCCAUCAGGAUUGCCAUCAUUGGCGGCGGCCUGGCUGGGGCUUCUCUAAUUCAUGCCCUCGUCAAAUUUCCUCACCUUGAUGUACAUAUCUUUGAAUCUGCUUCUGUUUUCAAAGAAGCUGGUAUGGCUAUUGGGAUUGCCCGAAACGCUCAAUCUGCUCUUGAGCUCAUCAGCCCUUCCGCUGCACAGAGUCUCCAACGAGCCGGCGCCGUACCCAUGAGAGGUGUUCGCUUCAUGAUGGCUUACGGUGACACAGCGGGGACUGUGGCUGAUGAAGUGGAUGAUGUAGUUCAAGGAAAGCGUCUUACUAGUAUCGUCCAUCGCGCGGACUUUCUCCAAGAGCUACUCUCUGAUAUUCCUCGAGAGCAAAUGCAUGCAAGCAAGAAGCUGCUAAAAGUCGAUGGAAAUGGGCCUGUAACACUUCAUUUUACAGACGGAACUACACAUGAGUGCGACAUCGUCAUUGGUGCUGAUGGCAUUCACAGCGUGGUGCGAAGGCUCGUCCUGGGUGAGAAGGAUCCUGCAGCCUCUCCCCAGAACAGUGGUGCCUGGCUCCUAAUGACCCUUCAACCAUUUGACAAAGCUCAAGCUAGCCUGGGUAAGGAGCUUGUCACAAUGGAAGAUGCGCGCGAAUACGGGUGGGCUGGCAAACACGCAUUUCUAAUGCAUAACAUUCUGAGUAAUGGCGAACUAGUGCAAUUUGUGAUUGCUGCGAAUGAUAAAGAAGAAUCAACUAUAUCGGACCAAUGGCAACGUGUCGUAGGCGUCGACGAGAUCAUGGAGCUGUACCAAGAUUGGCCUUCUCAUUUAAACAAGGCCGUCAACGAGCUUCUGUGUGGUCAACCUGAGCAUAAGGCCUUGUAUCUUUGGGACCAUCCCAAUGCCUCCAGCUAUGUUUCAGGACCUAUCUGUAUCACCGGAGACGCUGCCCACUCGACGACACCAUGGCAGGGUUCCGGGGGUGGCAUGUCUAUUGAAGACAGUCUCAUUCUCUCCUCGUUACUUGGGCGUGCAAAAGCGCCGUCUGAGGCCCUCACGGCAUUACAAGUAUAUGACCAAGUUCGUCGCCCUCGCACACAACGUAUCGUCGAGUCAAGCCGGGCCACAGGAGCUAUGUUGACUGGUAAGAAGGAGAUAGAUCCAGAGACUAUGAGAACAUUCUUGUCUAGGUGGGACUUCAUCGUCGAUAUUGAUAUGGAGAAACAUCGUGAUGAGGUGAUCCGGCUGUUUGAGGCUAAGCUGAAAGAGGAAUGAGCAUAUAGUAGCUAGUAACGCACCCCUUUACUUACUCUUGUGGUAGCACAAUGAUAAUCACGACCAAAGGGAAGGACUGGGAUUCAGCUACGCGCCGGGCCCUUCUAUCAUCUCAUAUAAAUAGAUGGCUACUAGUAUUCAACUAUUAUUUGCGAAGAUCAUAUGCUGCUUUCAUGGAUUGCGCAAGAUUAGGCGAAACAGUUUCGCAACGAUCAACAAUAUAGAACUAUCCCGGUUCUGCUGAAUACGGCAUAUUUUAUUUAUGCAAUAAAAAUUCAGCACACGAUCUUUCUUUACCC